Molecule: messenger RNA, 4054 nt
Organism: Acanthaster planci (crown-of-thorns starfish)
Lineage: Eukaryota; Metazoa; Echinodermata; Asteroidea; Valvatida; Acanthasteridae
Molecular function (GO): catalytic activity
Source: RefSeq, a predicted model, not a curated record
UCGGAGUGCGCUAUAUACAUGUAUAUACGCAGCUCGAUUAUGACGGAGAAUCGUUCUAUUCGUAGACAUGGGAAUUCCUAAUAUUCGUAAGUCAGCUAGCUCAGCGGCGCGGCCUGGCUUGCAAAGUUGCAACUUGCAAGUAAAGUAAGCUGGCGCGCCCACACGUCGACGGUCCAUUUACGCGUGAUGAUCUGCACAUAUGAGGCCUAAUCAAUGGAGCAACCGGGUCAACUACAGUCGAUCUUCGCAGGCUUAGUCUGCGGGGUGGGGUUCACACUCCUGCUGCUCUUUUGGAGGACCGAGCGGAGUGCAGGCAGGAGAAAGUUUAAGAAACGAAAACUGGGCAAAGCUGAUGAGCCCGUAACUUACAACCUCAGGGCUGGCCAGGGAGGACCAGCUCUUCGUGGAAAGAUUGCCAAACUUGGAUUGUGGCUUGUUAAUUCGUAUUUUGGCAGGGUCAGCGGAUUGAAGGACUAUCUUAUGAAACAGGGAAAUGUGUUUUUCUUUCGAGACAUCUUGAUGGAGGACCCACCCACAGUGUACCCUCUGAUUGCUUGGGAGAGGCAGAGAGAGGAUGGGAGCGGGGGUGGGAAUGGUGGUAGAGUAGACCUGGAGCCCCUGCUGGUGAGCGAGAAUAAGAGGCAGGAAUCAGACUUCCGCUUCAGAGAGAUAAAGGAUUACUACGAUGGAUACAGAUCUGGUAAGUUAACUCCAAGCAAGGUAGCAGAGAACAUAAUUGCUGCUAUUACAAGGUCAGAGAACAUGGAGCCCAAACUCAGGGCGUUUAUAGAGUACAACACCGAUGAAAUCCGCAAGGCAGCUAGAGAGUCAACUGAACGGUUUUCCAACAAGCAACCACUUUCAGUCCUGGAUGGCAUACCAAUUGGUGUUAAAGAUGAGAUUAGGGUGGCUGGGCAUCACCUGCGACAGGGGUCAACUUUCAUGGGCCAAUCUGUCAGCGAGGAGGACGCAGUGGUCAUCAGCCGGCUCAGAGCUAGUGGUGCCGUCAUCGUGGGUGUGACAAACAUGCAGGAGAACGGCAUGGGAACAACCGGAAUCAACAUCAGCAAGUACCAUGGGACACCUCGUAACCCAUACAAUGUGAAUCACUUCACUGGUGGAAGCUCUAGCGGCUCUGCGGCUGCCGUUGCUGCAGGACUGUGUCCGGUUGCCAUGGGUACAGAUGGCGGUGGCUCGGUUCGCAUACCUUCCGCCUUUUGCGGGGUGGUGGGCUUCAAACCAACAUUUGGCCGGGUCACAUGGCAGGGGUCCCCCAUCACGUUUACCACCGUAGCUGCUCAGGGCCCGCUCUGCACCAGUGUGAGGGAUGCUGCCAUCAUGUACGCCGUGAUAUCCGGGAUUUCUCCUUGUGACAAGUAUCCCAUGGUGCCUCCCCCCAUGGAUCUGGACGGAUUUAAUGAGUCUGACCUGAAGGGCUUACGCCUGGGAAUCGACAAGGCUUACUUCAAGCAUGCUGAUCCAGAAAUUGUGAUUUGCUGUGAAAAAGCUGUGAGGUUCUUGGAAUCCCGCGGAGCUGAAGUGGUCAGUAUACAGAUUCCGGAGCUGGAGGAGGCGAGAACGGCCCACCUCCUGACCAUACUGUCCGAGAUGAGAUUCAACCAGCAGGAAUCCUUCUGGAACCAGCUCGACGAGCAGUAUUUUGAGAAUGCAGCUUUAAUGUCCAUGAUCGAAAGCAUGACGAUAACGGAUUUUCUCCAGGCGCAACAGCAGAAGACGCGAACCAUCACUUUUCUGAAGGAAAUCUUCAAACAAGCGGAUGUUAUCUUGACCCCUGGUUGUGCCGUUCUAGCCCCCAAAAUCAAUCCAGUUUAUCUCAAAGAAGGCUUCACCGACACGAAACUGACUACAGAUAUUAUGAGAUACGCGUUCCUGGCCAACUUCACCGGUCUGCCCGCCCUGGUCGUGCCCGUUGGCUACAGCAUGCAGGGCCUGCCGAUUGCCCUGCAGAUCCAAGGGGCCUGGUGGCAGGAGAGCAAGGUGCUGCGGGUGGGCCGAGUCGCCGAGGAGUUCCUGGAGCACGUCCGGAAGCCCCAGGCCCACUUCCAAAUACUGGACUAGGGCAUAGAUGUGGAAAUUGAUCAGAGAAAAGAGGAUGAAAACAAGUUUUGUAUGAAAAACAAUCCCCCAGAAUUUUCCCCCAUUCCACUGCUGACAGAUUGUCAGUUUGCCGCUGACCAGUACUUGCCCACCUCCCAUCAUGGAGACGCCCAUGGUCAUAGAGCCACUUUAAAUCAAUAGAGCUUAUUCUCGCUUCCAAACUUGAAAAGUUCACUGGCGCCAAGAUACAUUUGUAAAAAAAAAAAACAUGUCGUAUAAUUAUAAGAAAACAAAAAAACCCAGCAAACGUAGUGCUAGGGUUAGGCAAUAAGAGUACUCAAUUUGAAAUUGAUCUUAUCAAUUGUGUACCGACUACUCACGAAAGGAGCAGUAUACUACUAACACGGUCGCGUGUGAAACGAUGUUUUUUCAAGAUGUUUCCAUUUCAACAUGAAUCACUCUCCUGGGCUGAAGUUUUGACCGAAUGACCCCUUAUGAGAAACACUUCAAUUUGCGACAGAUUCUUACACGUUAAAAAUUUCUCCUUUUUGAGCGAUUUCCAAAUAUCAGCUUCGUGAAAUCCUUGUGGAGACCUAUACACCUUGUGAAAUUCACGUAGAGCGGUCACUCGCGUAAUGUGAAUGGCCUUUCACUCCAGCGAUGAUUCAGUUUGGAACUUUCUACCGGGUGUCACUGUUGGUGAAUCCGCCACAGCAGGAAGCGAGGCCUUCAGCUCAUGAGCACGUGAUCUUGAGCAUUGUUAAUCUGGUUCUUCCGGUUUAUUGUUUCCCUAAUCACUUUUCAAGAAAUUGUGAGUCUCAAUUCUGCGCGUUUUUGUCCUUAUUGUACAAGACUAGCGGGCACCGAUUCGCAGUGUUCCUCGGCAAUUUUAUUAAAAAAAAGUCUCAAAUUUGGAUUGUUUUCCAGGCACCCUUGACAUUGCCAACUGCAUCCAAACCAUUGUAAUGCAGAUUGAUGCUGAAUGUAGGUUUCAAUGUUGCUGUGAUGUGCAUUUCCUCGUUAUGUAUAAUCAUUUUGGUUUUCUCGUGUAGUGUGUCGCUGGGGUCUAACCCGAUUUAGGAAGAACCCCCCAAAAAAUACAAACAAACAGUCCAGUUCGACAAAAUAAGUAAUCAAAUAUUCAGAAACACAAAUGGUGUGUCAGUGGCGAUUCCAAUCCGAUGCAGAAAAGGAGAGCGAGGCACUGUACACCAGAGCAAGGAAUGGAAGGCCUCACCCUUGCACAGAACCCAUCACCUCCGGCCAGGCUUUUGCCCUCUACAUUGUUUUAUCUCAAAUAAGAAAACCAUGCCUGACACGGGGGCCACACCACAGAGGGUAAAUCGAAAAAAGAAAUAUGCUGAGGCGGCAUGUCCACCCUGAGAAACAGUAGACUUGCCCUAGUCAUAUACAAAUUGAUAAAAUCGUGGCAAAUUUUGGGGUAAUUUGGGAGGUAUGACAAGUGUAAUCUGUAGUCAUUAAAACCUGUGACAUUUUAUCCAUUCCUAUUAGUCAAGAGCCCAUCUCCUGGCCGAUUUUCAACGGUUAAUAAAGCACUGGCUGGCUGAUAAUAAAAACACUCUCCCAGUGUCCAUGAGGUUAAGACUCGUGUGAAAUCGGGUCCCUGUUCCUAAGUAGUUGAUUGAGCGUUCACAACCCUCACUUGUGCAUGCGCAAAACUACAGUGAGUCCGCAUUGUGAGGAUGCUCGAUAUACAUGCACACGACACACGGGCUGUUAGCGUUCUUGGCCAGUGUGUGCUAUUCGCAAGGAUGUCAUUACUACUUGCAAGAGGCGCAUACCGUAACAUGGCUGGAGAGAUGCCAGGGGAAAAGAAGUAAAACUGUUUGACGAAAUCGUUGAAAAUUUAUCUUUUUUUUUUUUACUGUUUAAAUUUGAUUUUCUGAGUCUAAAGCUUUUUAUGAACGGGAAUAAAUGCAUGUGCUGGUUGCAUGGCCUGAAAUGUCCUGAGCCACAGGCAAGAGACAUAAAUCAG